Messenger RNA from Orycteropus afer afer, 1089 nucleotides. It is a transcript of the gene GPR62, whose product is annotated as G protein-coupled receptor 62. NCBI's taxonomy places the organism in Eukaryota, Metazoa, Chordata, Mammalia, Tubulidentata, Orycteropodidae. The record is from RefSeq and is a predicted model, not a curated record. The transcript has a single exon. Gene Ontology annotation, cellular component: endosome; plasma membrane; signaling receptor complex. Bases 1 to 1089 code for a protein of 362 amino acids. Gene Ontology annotation, molecular function: G protein-coupled receptor activity. Gene Ontology annotation, biological process: G protein-coupled receptor signaling pathway.
AUGGCCAACACCACGGAGCUGGACGCCACAGAAGUUGCUGGCUCGGUAGGGUUGGUCCUGGCGGCCUUCGUGGAGGCGGCAACACUGCUGGGCAACGGCGCACUGCUGGCGGUGGUGCUGCGCACGCCAGGGCUGUCUGACGCGCUCUACCUGGCACACCUAUGCGUCGUGGACCUGCUGGCAGCCGCCUCCAUUAUGCCGCUAGGCCUGGUGGCCGCGCCGCCGCCGGGGUUGGGCCGCGUGCGCCUGGGCCCCGCGCCGUGCCGCGCCGCACGCUUCCUCUCCGCCGCGCUGCUGCCAGCUUGCACGCUCGGCGUGGCAGCCCUCGGCCUAGCGCGCUACCGCCUCAUCGUACACCCACUGCGGCCCGGCGCGCGGCCCCCGCCCGCGCUCGUGCUCGCCGUCGUGUGGGCCGCGGCUGGGUUGCUGGGCGCGCUCUCGUUGCUUGGGCCGCCACCUGGACCGCCCCCUACCCCAGCGCGCUGCUCGGUCCUGGCUGGUGGUCUCGGGCCUUUCCGACCACUCUGGGCGCUGCUGGCCUUCGCACUGCCUGCCCUCCUGAUGCUUGGCGCCUACGGCAGCAUCUUCCUUGUGGCCCGCCGCGCCGCCCUACAUCCGCCGCGGCCCCUGCGGCCCGCGCGAGGGUCCAGGCUGCGCUCGGACUCUCUAGACAGUCGCCUCUCCAUCCUGCCGCCCCUCAGGCCUCGCCUGCCUGGGGGCAAGGCGGCCCUGGCUCCAGCGCUGGCCGUGGGCCAAUUCGCAGCCUGCUGGCUACCCUAUGGCUGCGCGUGCCUGGCGCCCGCAGCGCGAGCCGCAUCUGCCGAAGCGGCAAUAACCUGGGUGGCCUAUUCUGCCUUCGCAGCCCACCCCUUCCUGUACGGCCUGCUGCAGCGCCCCGUGCGCCGAGCGCUGGGCCGCCUUGCCCGCCGUGUGCUGCCCUGGCCCCCGCUGGCCUGUGCUCUGCAAGCCUGGCACCCACGAGCACUCCGGCAGCUUCUCCAGGGACAUCGUGAGGGCCCUGCUGAGGUCCCUGAACAAGUCCCUGAGUUGGAGGGAGAGGGGAGCCUGAGUAUGCCAGAGGCCACCUGA